Molecule: messenger RNA, 3652 nt
Organism: Cladophialophora immunda
Lineage: Eukaryota; Fungi; Ascomycota; Eurotiomycetes; Chaetothyriales; Herpotrichiellaceae
Exons: 3
Coding region: 135-2795 (886 amino acids)
Biological process (GO): transmembrane transport; chloride transport
Cellular component (GO): early endosome; Golgi apparatus; membrane
Molecular function (GO): voltage-gated chloride channel activity
Source: RefSeq, a predicted model, not a curated record
CUCCGUCCUCUCCGCAUGAACAACCAAUGUGUCCUCCAACCGGUCAAUGUUGACGUUUGUGGGUGAUUGUCGAAGCACUGUCAUGAUAAUGAAGUCUCGCAGAAUCGUGGAAGAGUCUUCGAAACUUUGCGAACAUGGCAGGUCCACGGUCCGACGACAGCAAUGCAUCUGACCUUGACUUGAUCAGCGCGGAGGAGACUGGUGAUAUCUCUUCAAGCAGAGCACCCAAUCUGCUGGACUCAAGGACACCGGCUCGCCCUACAAGCACUUCCCCCGUCUCACAAUCGCGAUCGAGGAAGACACCGUCGACGGUAACAUCCGUACGGCUCUCUUCCAACGGGGAGGCGGCCGAGACAAGUACCAGUACUGAAGAGGGUGACUUUCACAAUCCUGAACACGUCGGCCAAAAAGACGAUGGUCCACUCGACUGGUAUGUCGAAGGGCCAGGCAGGCGGGUCGGUUACGACGACAUGACUGCCAUCGAUUGGAUUUACGAGUAUACCAAAGAGCGACAACGACUGAGAAAACUUCUGGCACACUAUACGGGCCUGGUUGGGAACCUGAGACAGCUGCUUGACGCCAGCCAUGUUUGGUUCGUCCUCGUGGCGAGCGGGAUCUCCGUGGGUUGCGUCGCAGCUUUCAUCAACAUUGCCUCGGACUGGCUGGGCGACAUCAAGACAGGCUAUUGCAAGAAGGGAGUCGGCGGCGGAGACUUCUACCUGAACAAGCAGUUCUGCUGUUGGGGUCACGACGAAUUUGCUCAAUGUCAAGAUUGGACUCCAUGGCCUGCGGCGUUGGGGAUAAGAGCCAAGGCCGCCCAGUUCGUUAUGGGCUACAUUUUCUUCAUUGUUUUUUCUAUCCUGUUUGCGGUUUCAGCGGCGGUCCUCGUUAAACAUUACUCGAUAUAUGCCCAGCAUAGCGGUAUAGCGGAAAUCAAGACCGUCCUGGGAGGUUUCGUCAUCAGACGAUUUCUCGGCACAUGGACUCUGAUCACGAAGUCUUUUGGUUUGAUCCUCGCCGUCUCUUCGGGCAUGUGGCUUGGUAAAGAAGGGCCAUUCGUCCAUCUGGCUUGCUGCUGCGCCAAUAUUAUCAUGAAGCCAUUCGAAUCAUUGAGCCAGAACGAAGCCCGAAAGCGAGAAGUCCUCUCCGCUGCAGCUGCGUCUGGUAUCUCCGUUGCCUUUGGUGCACCUAUCGGCGGUGUCCUAUUCUCUCUGGAGCAGCUGGCCUAUUACUUCCCGGACAAGACUAUGUGGCAAUCGUUUGUUUGCGCGAUGGUGGCAGCAGUGACGCUGCAGGCUUUAAAUCCUUUCCAUACCGGAAAAAUUGUCCUGUAUCAAGUCACCUACACGACGGGUUGGCACAGCUUCGAACUUGCGCCAUUCAUUCUCCUCGGCAUCAUCGGUGGAGUAUAUGGUGGAUUGUUCAUCAAACUGAACAUGUUAGUGGCACGACUGCGCAAGUCUGCAAAUUAUCCAUUUCGCAACAGGCCCCUGCUGGAAAUAUUGGUUGUCUCCGCCAUCUCUGCAGUCAUCAACUAUCCGAACCUCUUCAUGCGGGCCCAACUGUCUGAAUUGGUGUAUUAUCUAUUUGCAGAGUGUGCCACUAUCGGGAACAACGACAUCUUUGGUCUCUGUCGUGCCACAACUGCGGGAGCUUUGUCGAUGGCGUGGCUCUUGAUCGCAGCUUCAUUGCUAGGUUUCUUGCUGGCGAGCGUCACAUUUGGCCUGCAAAUUCCGGCAGGCAUCAUUCUCCCCUCUCUGGCCAUUGGCGCACUCUAUGGAAGAACACUUGGUGUGGUUGUUGAGCUGAUACACAAACACUUUUCGACAUCCUUGUUGUUCGCUGCUUGCGAACCUGACGUUCCCUGUGUUACUCCGGGCACAUACGCCAUCGUCGGAGCUGCUUCAGCGCUGGCCGGGGUCACAAGGAUGACCGUCUCGAUUGUCGUCAUCAUGUUUGAACUAACAGGCGCCCUUACUUAUGUCUUGCCAAUCAUGAUUGCAGUCAUGCUUGCAAAAUGGAUCGGAGAUGUCUUCUCCACACGUGGCAUCUACGAGUCUUGGAUUCAAUUCAACGAAUACCCAUAUCUCGAAAACAAGGACGACGCAACUAUGCCUCACGUCCUCGUUUCCAGUCUGAUGACGAGAGUGGAGGAAAUGAAGUGCUUAGAUGCCAAUCGGCUGUAUACUGUCGAGGACCUGCAAAACAUUCUGAGAACAACAUCUUAUCGAGGUUUUCCGGUGGUCUCGUUCAGGAAGGCAGUAGGCGAUGUCACUGAAACAGGUUCACACCGGCAGUACCCGCGCGAGAACACUCUUCUAGGGUACAUCUCUCGGGUUGAACUGGCGUUCGCGCUGGAGCGGAUGAUGCAUCCUAGCAGUCACCAAUCCAGACCCGGGGCUGAAACGAUUGUUGAUCCAAGAACCCCCUGUUAUUUCACCUACCAUCCCGACAUUGCCGCAGGUUCUGGAAUCGACCUGCGGCCUUGGAUGGACCAGACACCCAUCACGCUCAACGCGAACAGCUCACUCCAACUGGCGGUGCAUAUGUUCCAGAAGCUGGGGCUUCGAUACCUCCUUUUCGUUGAGCGCGGCGCUUUCAGAGGCAUGCUCACCAAAAAGGAUGUUUGGUGGAUCUUGUCCGCAUCGGCAGACGGACGCAAGGCUGGUGGGUUUGUUGCCGAUGCAGAAACCGUUCGAGACUCUGCUCUGGAGGACGACGAAGGCCCCGAGGAAGCGAGAGGCCUUCUUCAGGCAGACUCAGAGGAUCCAGAUCCUCAAAGAAUGCCGACUUAAUCAAACUUUUCUUUGCCAGAGUCUGGACCCUCCACUUUUGCCUUUUUCUCAUGGACAUGAGAGACCGUCAAAUAACUGUACAGCUGAACUGGAUUCGAACUUCGGACGCCUGACAGUGAAAUACCCGGAGAGCGGAAGACUCGUCCGGCAGAAGGUCUAGUCAACGCGGGAUCCUCGCUGGAUAUCGCCCGCGAGAGCCUACCAGCUGUGUACGAGUCCAGAAGGGGGCGUGCCGUUUCAGGAGUCUAGUCCAAAGCAUCUAUCUUCCAGGGUGAUGGAGCCACGGUGCAACUUUCUCCUUGCACAAUCAAUCUCCCGAAACAAUCAGACCCAGCCUCUCUUGUAUGCACAAAGUUACCAGGUUGGAGGUCUUGUCAGUAGACCGCGAUACUCCGUAGACGACCCAGCGGGAAAGGCCUAGAAGCCCAGCUGAUCAUCCGCUCCCUAGAAAGUCUGGAAUAUCGCUUAGAAAGACAUUGGCCCACGCUACAUAUGGCGCGUGUCCCACACAUCUCUAGGUUGAGUUUUGGCGAACUUUAGGGCCCUGACAGCAGAACUACCACGAGGCGAAGACGCAAUAUAUUGUCGUCGUCGGCCGCAACAAAAGGGGGCAGUGCAUAAUUGGCCAUCUCUCAGAGACUGGGGCCUCCUUGCCUACGGGAAAAACAGGGCAGGCAGGAGAAAAUUGGGGGCGAGACCUAUGCGAGUGAGCUGAGCCGAGCCUCGCGUUGUACCUGUGCUCCUCCUGACGAUCCCUUUUCCCGCAACCGAAAUGAUCAGCAACAACGUGUCAAUUCACAUGGGUUCAAGAAGCGAAGCAUGCCGAAUUAGCAGUUCAAUGCGCGUUGCACCGAUAA